This is a messenger RNA of Toxotes jaculatrix (banded archerfish), 2266 nucleotides long. It is a transcript of the gene kcnk15, whose product is annotated as potassium channel, subfamily K, member 15. Gene Ontology annotation, cellular component: membrane. The record is from RefSeq and is a predicted model, not a curated record. The transcript has 2 exons. Bases 156 to 1457 code for a protein of 433 amino acids. Gene Ontology annotation, biological process: potassium ion transmembrane transport; stabilization of membrane potential. NCBI's taxonomy places the organism in Eukaryota, Metazoa, Chordata, Actinopteri, Toxotidae. Gene Ontology annotation, molecular function: potassium ion leak channel activity.
AAGAUAUUUGGACCUGGUAAGAUAGAUUUCCAGGUUUUAUUUUUCCGCACGCCUCUCGUGCUGCUACGUUUCAUGCAACAGGCUGCACCACCAAUGUGGAGUCUACGCUGAGGAAUAGUACCACCUGUAACUGUGCCAGUCUGCCCCCGACUUUCAUGCCGACGCCGAGGAUGAAGAAGCAAAACGUCCGGACCCUGUCGCUCAUCCUCUGCAUGUUCUCAUAUCUGUUGGUCGGCGCCGCGGUGUUUGACGCGCUGGAGUCCGAGUCGGAGAGCGCCCGCAGGCGCAUCUUGGAGCAGAAGCGCAACGAGAUGAAGAAGAAGUAUCGCUUCUCCGAGGACGACUACCGCGAAAUCGAGCGAGUGGUGCUGCAAGCUGAGCCCCAUCGCGCCGGGAGACAGUGGAAAUUUGCUGGCUCUUUUUACUUUGCCAUAACAGUCAUCACCACCAUUGGUUAUGGACAUGCAGCACCGGGCACAGAUGCAGGAAAGGUGUUCUGCAUGUUCUACGCUGUACUGGGCAUUCCUCUCACUUUGGUCAUGUUCCAGAGCCUGGGAGAAAGGAUGAACACAUUUGUCCGAUACCUCCUCCAUAAGGCGAAACAGUGCAUGGGCUUUCGACGCCCUGAAGUGUCCAUGGAGAACAUGGUCCUGGUAGGCUUCCUGUCCUGCAUUGGAACACUGUGUGUGGGAGCUGCAGCUUUCUCCCACUUUGAGGGAUGGAGCUUCUUCCACGCUUACUACUACUGCUUCAUCACACUCACCACGAUUGGUUUUGGGGACUUUGUGGCCUUGCAGAAAAAGGAGGACCUCCAGGAGAAAACUCCCUACGUGGCGUUCAGUUUCAUGUACAUCCUGGUGGGGCUAACUGUUAUUGGGGCCUUCCUUAAUCUCGUGGUGCUUCGCUUCCUCACCAUGAACACUGAGGAUGAGAGGAGAGAUGCUCAAGAGAGGGCGUCACUGAAGCGGGAGAGAGGCCUUCUGGAUGGGGCUGUGGGCCUCCAUGUUGUAGGUGAACAGAGCAGAGGCAGCCACAGGGAGAGGAACAGGAGCAAUGUAGUGCACAGUCACAGCACGCUGUUCCUCCCAAUGGAGGAAGGAACCAGCCGCACCAACCUCAUUGCUUCCCCAGCGGAGGAUCAGGAGAGGCGAAGAAGCCCCUGCACACACAGGCUACAUUUUCAGAUCAAGGGAGGAGGAUGCAGGCCAGAGUCGAGCCUCAGCUCUCUCUGCUCUUGUGUAUGCUAUCGCUUAGGGAUUUGUGAUAGUCCCCUUGUGUCCCACAGUGAACACCAUGGCUGCCAUAUCAAUUCUGUUUAUUACAACUCGGUCUCCUACAGGAUCCAGGGCUGCUCGCCGGGUUCCAGGGACAACACUGGACUCUCGUCCCCAGGAAGCACACUCUCACCUGGGCAUAGCUUCCGAGAGUUCCCUCGUUCAAGAAGGAAGUCAGUGUAAAGAGCACCAUGUAGUGAGGGAAAGUGUUUGCACUGACUGUAAACAGUAUUUUCAAUGACACUGUAUUUUGUGUUAUAUUUCUUUUGUGCAUGUCAGCUGAUGAUUCUGUUAACUGAGUAAGUUGUCUGUUGUGGCUAUUGAAAAUAAUUUUAUUUGUAAAGCAAAAUGGGAUUUCUUUUCUUCUUUCAUCUUGCCAUUAUUUAUGUAUGUGACUCUGCUGUUUUCCUUGCAUGUAGAAGCCAAAGUGCAGUGCAUGCAGAAGAGAAUGUAUAGCACACAAUGUGAAUGCACGAGUGCUGUGUGAAGGUUGGGCUUUUUAUCUACAAUUUUAACUAAAGUAUUUUGGUUAUAGUGCUUUUCAUUGACUGUAACUUUUCAGUGAAGGUAUGUGAAUGACUCUGCUCCUGUUUUAGACAAAACCCUAAAUUUUUCAUGCCAUAGCUAGAAGAUGUCAUUAUACUUUUAUAUAUAUAUUUAAAAAAGCCUUAAACAAUUUUGACCAAGUACAUGAGAUAUGUGGCGUCUUAGCUCAGUGAAUUUAAUAAAAACCCUUUUAUUACUUAUCAUUGGGGAUGUCAGAAUAACUUUUCUGUGCAUCAUUCAGCACUGAUGCACUAUAUAGAGAUUAUACUUGUUACAUAACUGAUUCAAAUUUAACUGAUGUAGCACUUAACAGGUAUGUAGCAGGUUACGAGUGAACUUCCCACUGUUCUGGAAAAGUUGUCAUUUUCCGGACACAAUGGUGGUGUUUCCUUGUUCUUGGUUUGCAGUCAGUCUCUUACAGUAUUGUUUUAUUAAACCAAAGGACA